CUGCAAGGUGUUUGCUAACCAACGCGUACUCAAGUAUUAAGAAACAAAAACACAUUUGAAGGCCAAUUAUAAACAUAGAAAAUCCGGAAACCAUGCUCAGAAUAUCCAAGUCUUCUCCUGUCUGGGGAAAACAUAUAUUGGAGACAUAUCAAUCAAGAAACAUUAAGAUACCGCAAGAGUGUAUAAGAUCGAACUCUGUUUAAAUCGUUUUUUGAGCCAAUGCUGGAUUCUGUUAAAUAUGCUAAUAAGUUAUUGAAGCAGUGUUAAAUAGGAGCUACAAGUUAUACAAUUUUCAACUGCUUGCUUGAUCAUCAUGAAGCUACUAGAGAGUUCUCGUUUUGAGGCCAUCAACAAUGCACUUUCUAUCCAUACAAGCGGCAUCACAAUCUUUGGACGCAUCGAAAGCUACUCCUGCAAAAUGGUUGCAGCAGACAAGGCUUUAUACAAGCGGUUUACGGCUGAGACCCAUGGGCACGAUCUUCAGGCUCUAUCGCCUCCACAAACACUAGCCGACUUCUCACCUAAUUUUUGUCGCAACAACAGCCACUCGGGCGAUGAGGGCAUCAUUCUGUGCGACACCAUUUCACGCAAGACUCUGUUUUACUUAAUUGCCACUCUAAACGCUUCAUUUGAGCCAGACUAUGAUUUUUCGGAUGCGAAGUCACAUGAGUUCAGCAAAGAGCCGUCUUUGCAAUGGGUCAUGAACUCCAUUCAUUCAAAUCUAUCAGCAUUAGCGGGAGAUCAGUAUCAAGUCUUGCGCCAGCCGCUGUGGUCUGCCGUUGACGAUGAAGUGAACUUAUCGGAAUGCGACAUAUAUAGCUACAACCCAGAUUUAAGCUCUGACCCAUUCGGAGAACCUGGUUGUUUGUGGUCUUUCAAUUAUUUUUUUUAUAACAAAAAGCUAAAACGUAUUGUAUUUUUUACAAGUCGAGCCGUAAACUCCCUUUAUGCUGGAGAAACGUCGGACUUUUCAAUGGAAGAGGAUGUUUAUUGAGGAAGUUCAGCACAAUUAAUGUUUCAUCGCCAUUUCGUCUUUUCCCAGAACAUGUUCAUUGAUUGAAUAGAUCUUAUAUAUGUAUGUACAAAAAGGCAGGGAGCGUUAAAAUGUUAAAUUUUUGGAACAUUAAAGAGUACGUUAUGCUGGGAGUACGUAACGCAAGCGGAAUAAUAAUGAAAAACAAAAAUGUA
Drosophila pseudoobscura is the source of this 1188-nucleotide messenger RNA. RefSeq names its product repressor of RNA polymerase III transcription Maf1 (gene Maf1). Gene Ontology annotation, cellular component: nucleus. The transcript is spliced from 4 exons. Gene Ontology annotation, biological process: negative regulation of transcription by RNA polymerase III. Lineage: Eukaryota; Metazoa; Arthropoda; Insecta; Diptera; Drosophilidae. Gene Ontology annotation, molecular function: RNA polymerase III core binding. The record is from RefSeq and is a predicted model, not a curated record. The coding region runs from base 314 to 994 and encodes 226 amino acids.